This is a messenger RNA of Aaosphaeria arxii CBS 175.79, 2826 nucleotides long. RefSeq names its product heat shock protein Hsp88. Gene Ontology annotation, biological process: protein folding. Gene Ontology annotation, molecular function: ATP-dependent protein folding chaperone; ATP binding. Bases 148 to 2460 code for a protein of 770 amino acids. The record is from RefSeq and is a predicted model, not a curated record. Lineage: Eukaryota; Fungi; Ascomycota; Dothideomycetes; Pleosporales. The transcript has 4 exons. Gene Ontology annotation, cellular component: cytosol; nucleus.
CUCUCGACACUCUCCGCCCUCUCUCCCCUUCUACAAUAAUUUAUACCCCUCGCAUUCCGCGAUCUAUAACCCCGCCCGCCCUUUCUCUAUAAGAGGCUAUUUCCUUUUUUUUCUUACCCCGCCAAAAGAAACUGAUAACGCACAAUCAUGUCUGUCGUGGGUGUUGAUUUGGGUUCGCUGAACACCGUCAUUGCGGUCGCGCGCAACCGUGGUGUCGACGUGAUCACAAACGAAGUCUCCAACCGUGCCACUCCUUCCCUAGUUGGCUUUGGCCCCAAGAGCAGAUACCUCGGAGAGACCGCAAAGAACCAGGAGGUCUCUAACCUCAAGAACACCGUCGCCAACUUCACGCGCUUGGCCGGCCGCUCCCUGAACGACCCCGAUAUCGAGGACGAGAGGAAUUUCGUCUCUGCUCCCCUCGUCGACGUUGACGGCCAGGUCGGUGCUGAGGUCACAUACUUGGGCAAGAAGGAGCGCUUCACUGCCACUCAGAUCCAGGCCGCCUUCCUCACAAAGGUCAAGCAGACCGCAUCUGCUGAGCUCAAACUCCCCGUCUCCGACGUCGUUCUCAGUGUCCCCGUCUGGUUCACCGAUGCCCAGCGCAGAGCCGUCCUCGACGCUUCCGAGAUUGCUGGCCUCAAGGCUCUGCGUCUAAUCAAUGAUACCACCGCCGUCGCAUUGGGCUAUGGCAUCACCAAGACUGACCUUCCCGGCCCAGAGGAGAAGCCCCGAAGGGUCGCCUUCAUCGACAUCGGCCACAGCACCUACACCGCCUCCAUCGUCGAGUUCAAGAAAGGUGAAUUGACCGUCAAGGCCACCGCCUGGGAUCGCCAGUUUGGUGGACGUUACUUCGACAAGGCCAUGGUCGACCACUUCGCUGUCGAGUUCAAGGAGAAGUUCAAGAUCGACAUCAACGAGAACCCCAAGGCCCGUUUCCGUGUCCAGGCUGGUGUUGAGAAGCUGAAGAAGAUUCUCUCCGCCAACUCGGUCGCCCCUCUUAACAUCGAGUCCGUCAUGAACGACGUCGAUGUCCGCAGUAUGUUGAAGCGUGAGGAAUUGGAGGAGCUCGUCAGGCCUCUCCUCGACCGUGCCACCAAGCCCAUCGAGCAGGCUCUCGCCGAGGCCAAGCUCAAGCCCGAGGACAUUGACCACGUCGAGUUGGUCGGUGGCUGCACCCGUGUCCCUGCCUUGAAGCAGGCCAUCGGUGAUUUCUUCGGAAAGCAGCUCUCCUUCACUCUCAACCAGGACGAGGCCGUCGCUCGUGGCUGCGCUUUCAGCUGCGCCAUCCUCUCCCCGGUCUUCCGCGUCCGUGACUUCUCCGUCCACGACAUGGUGAGCUACCCCAUCGAGUUCACCUGGGAGAAGUCCGACGACAUCCCAGACGAGGACACCAGCCUCACCGUCUUCAACAAGGGCAACGUCUUGCCCUCCACCAAGAUCCUCACCUUCUACAGGAAACACGCCUUCGACCUCGAGGCCAAGUACGCCAAGCCAGAGCUCCUUCCCGGAAAGACAAAUCCCUUCAUUGGGAGGUUCUCCGUCAAGGGUGUCCAGGCUGAUCCCAAGGGUGACUUCAUGAUCUGCAAAUUGAAGGCCCGUCUUAACAUCCACGGUAUCCUCAACGUCGAGUCCGGUUACUACGUCGAGGAGGUCGAGGUCGAGGAGCCUAUCCCCGAACCCCCCAAGGAGGAGGGCAAAGAGGACGUACGUAUUCCCACUUCUCCCAUUUUUUCGAGUUCCGGCAAACGCAUCGACGAGCACGACCCCUCACCGAUCGCGAAAAGGGCUCGCAGCGACCCUUCUUUUGCUGUAAUUGAUUCUGCGUAUGACUCUAUUCAAAAGCUGACAUCUGACACACAGGACAUGGAUGUCGACAAGAAGGACGAGAAGCCAAAGAUGCGCAAGGUCAAGAAGCAGCAGCGCAAGGGUGACCUGCCCAUCUCUGCCGGCACCGCUGCUUUGGAUGAGGCCACCAAGACCAUCUCCGCCGAGCGCGAGAACCAGAUGAUCAUGGAGGACAAGCUCGUCGCCGAUACCGAGAACCAGAAGAACGAGCUCGAGGCUUUCAUCUACGAGCUCAAGGAUAAGAUCACCAGCACCUACUCUGAAUUCGCCAGCGACGACGAGAAGUCAAGACUAUCCACUAAGCUUGACACAAUCGAGGACUGGCUCUACGAAGACGGUGAUGAUGCCUCCAAGAACCAGUACGUCAGCAAGAUGGAGGAGAUCCGAUCGAUCGCCGGCCCCAUCAUCCAACGCUAUAACGACAAGAUCGAGGAGCAGAGACAAUCCGUUCUUAAGAAGCAGCAGGAGGCCGCCGCCGCCAAGCAGGCCGAUAUCGAGCGCAAGAAGCGCGAGGAGGAGGCCAAGAGGCAGGCCGAGAACCCUGAGCCCAAGGACACCGAGAUGUCUGACGCCGACGCUGUCAAGCCCGACAGCAUCGAGGAGCCCUCCUCUUAAAUUUCGUUUCGAGGUCUCCCAAUAGAAAAGAAAUCGAUAUAGCACAGUGGUAACUUUUUGUUAGAACGGGAAUCAGGCGUUGUGUAGCACCAAAAAAGCAUUGGGAAGCGAUGAUAGGCAUCCAGGUAUAAUGCCAUUGAUGAGGAGGAGGAGGAAUCAAGCAAAUCAAAGCAAGGCUUGGGGUUGUACGCAGAAUCUACAUUACCCUCAUGGGCCUUUUGCUUGCUUAGCAUGAACGCAUGCAUGCAUGAGAAGAAUGUUUCUUUUCGAUUCGGUCGAUGAUUUGCAAUGUUUAAUGCUUCUUAUGAAUAGACCAUUCAGUGAAUAGACACGAUAACAUAUGAAACAAUUGAUGCUGUUAAAUUU